Messenger RNA from Spinacia oleracea (spinach), 561 nucleotides. RefSeq lists its product as uncharacterized. The coding region runs from base 1 to 561 and encodes 186 amino acids. The record is from RefSeq and is a predicted model, not a curated record. The transcript is spliced from 4 exons. NCBI's taxonomy places the organism in Eukaryota, Viridiplantae, Streptophyta, Magnoliopsida, Caryophyllales, Amaranthaceae.
AUGUUGAGGAAGAAGUGGUCUUCCCUUGAUCCUCAAGUUAAGGAACGUGGAAACCUAAGUCACUGGCAGUUGGCAGUUGCACAAGAUGAUGAUAUCAACAUAGCAGCAGUGUAUGUUGAUGAUGUGAUCUUAACUGGCACAAAUAUACAAAAACUUGAUGCUUUAAAGGCCUAUUUGAAUAAGGAGUUCAGCAUCAAGGACUUGGAUGGGAUAAUUCUCAGUCAAAAGAAGUUUACUAGAGAGCUUCUACAUGAGUGUAACCUUGAUCUUUCAAAGAAAGCUAUAACUCCUUUACCUCUCAAUGUCAAACUGACUAAAGAUGAUGGAGAACUCUAUACUGAUACAGAAAAGUACAGGAGAUCAAUCAUAGGAUAUGUUCUACUGUUGGGUGGUUCACCUAUUUCCUGGAAGUCAAAGAAGCAGAGUACAUUCUCUAAAUCCUUUGCAGAAGCUGAGUAUAGAGCUAUGGUAGCAGCAGCUUCAGAAGUCACUUGGAUGGUUAAUCUUCAUGCUGAUAUGGGCAUCAUUAAUCUCAAGCGCGCCUAUCACUUUGCACUGUGA